Molecule: messenger RNA, 3363 nt
Organism: Centropristis striata (black sea bass)
Lineage: Eukaryota; Metazoa; Chordata; Actinopteri; Perciformes; Serranidae
Gene: cspg5b
Product: chondroitin sulfate proteoglycan 5b
Exons: 6
Coding region: 682-2697 (671 amino acids)
Biological process (GO): nervous system development
Source: RefSeq, a predicted model, not a curated record
UGUGACAUGAUGUUCACACACUGUGGUGUAAAAUGGAGCAUAUUGACUUCCAGUGACAACAGACGCUGUUAAAUCCCCUCACUCAGCCCCAUCCUAGAUCAGCUAUAGCAGGCUGAUGCUGGACACUGACGAGCAUUUACUCGGGUGUGUGUCUGUGCGUGUGCGCGUGUGUGUGUUGGCACCUUGACAUCCCAACGCACUGUGCGCGCACGACGUGCCGUGCCGCUCUACGCCGGUGCCGUGCUUUGCCGCUCAUCGCCUAUUACAGCCAAAGGGAAAGGCUUAACGGAUCGCACACAGACAGGCAAGCAGCGACAAAACCCGGCUCAUUAAAAUCUCGUCUGCAGACCCUCCACCGGUCGCGCGCACUACUACUACAGCUCCUUUAGGUGCUGCUGCUGCUGCCGCCGCCGACGCGCGCGCUCAAGGUGUGGAGGAGAGGGCAGCCCGCUCGGUACCAUGGACCCGACCCCAAGCUGUUAAACGGUUCAGAGAUAAAAAUCAGCUGUGAGGGAGACCAAAUAUUAGGGAGGUUAACGGUGACAUGGCGAAAGCGGGUAACAUCUGAACUUUGGAGGCUCCCCUGUGAGGAUUAUCGUGCAGCUCCACACAAUCUGACCGGUACAACGAGGACCGCAGGACCACAGUUUGCAUCAGCGAGUCAAAGGGACAGCCACCGGUAUGGCGCGCGGUGACAGUCGUUUAGGCACCUGGCAGGUGCUGCUGACCAUCUCAAUGGUCAUCAUCCCGCUGUCUGCUCACGGGAGGAUGGUCACUUCACUUCGAAGGCACCAUCAUCACCACAACCAAUCAUCUGUCAACAAGGAGGCCUUGAACGCCAGGUUGGUGCUCAGCGAUGACUCUGCAGAGAGGGACCACCUGAUCGGAGCGGGCCUCGGGGCUAAACUCCCACUCAGCUCCACUAAACACCACCAUUCUCAUAAACACGCCCACCUAGACGUUGUAGAGGGGGAGGAGCUCACUGCUGGAGGUGCGGGUCCAGACCAGCCUGGAAACCCCAUGUCCGAUGAUGUCAUCACCGUGGAGUUUCACAGCCCUGCGCCGGAUAGUGUGCCCUCUGAUGUUGCUCUGGAUUGGGCUCCAAAACCACAGAAGCAAAAAGCAGGUGACCCUACUGCAUGGACGCUUUCUGACUUUUACGACUACCUGUCCCCUGAUGAUGACCUCUCUGCGUUAGAUGCGACCCCAGAACCUGAACCCACCCCUUCACCCCCGCCUGAUAUGGAAGACGAGAAUCCGCUCCUGGCUGGUGCUCCUGUUGUUCCCGACAAGGCGAGGCCUAAGGUGGAGAGCGGGCCCUCUCUACCAGCUCCUCCCAUGCCAGGGCCGGACAAGGGCGAUGGGUUAGGCUUAAGUGGCGCCAUGGGGGCUGACGGUUGCAGGCUGGGCUUUGUGCGUUCUGGACCCGGGGUUUGUGUGUCUCAGUGUGACAUUGAACCCAAUUUCUGCUUCAAUGGAGGAGUGUGCACCGUGGUGGCAGGGAUGGGAGCCUUCUGCAGGUGCAACGUGCAGGACUACAUCUGGAACAAAGGCACUCGCUGCGACUGGGCGGUCACCGAGUUCCAGGUGAUGUGCGUGGUGGUGGGCGUGUCCUCCGUGGUGCUCAUCCUCCUCUUCAUGAUCAUCGUAUUCUUUGCCAAGAGGCUGCACCGCCUCAAGAAUGAGAACAAGCGCCUUCGCAAACGCAGUAAGUACCACCCACAGAGCAGCGAGCCACAGACGGACGGCCUCUCUGUUUCCACAACAGCCGACGGCUCGCAGCCAAACGUAAGGAAACUGUGUGACACCCCUCCGCCCGCUCCACAAGCUCACACUCACAACCUGGCGUACUAUGACAACAUUAUAUGUCAGGAUGACCCUCAGAAGCAGGAGGACCCAGCGAGGUCCCCACAAGCCAAGGAAGAGGGGUCAAUGAACAUCCUCAACUCUCAUUCCCCCAAACACGAGAACAACCGUCCAACCUCUGUCGCCCACGACCAGGGCCACACCCCUAACAACACAGAGGAGAACGCCGAGGAUGGAGUCACUAUUGGCCUGGAAGUGCUCCUCCCCAAGGAGGCCAAGCUCCACCCAGAGACCAGCUCGCCCCUUCAGUAUGACGUCUUCCUCUACAAGGUUGCCAACAAUGGAGACUCCGCCUCUCCCGGCCAAGCCCCUCCCACUCACAGCGCCAACUCUUACCCCUCCUCUCACCCCGUGCCUAAAUCGCCCAAAACACCCAAAACACCCAAAACACCCAAGACGCCCAAGUCGGCCAAGGUGCCUAAGUCACCCAAAUCACCCAAACACACCAGGGAACACCCACCCGGUACCCGUGAACCCUUGUCCGGGAGGCACUCCUCACCCAGACGUCACCCGUCACCCGGCCGCCACCCAUCACCAAGUCGUUACUCCGCUCCUGUUAGCUAUUCUUCCCCCACCCGCCAUCCAUCCUCCCAUCACUCUCCCUCUCGGUACAAAGGCAUGCCCACCUCCUCCUCCACCCCGCCUCAGUUACGCAGGCCAAGAGGUCGGUCACAGCCUCCAGGCUCAGAGCGCUCGGGGACUGGUGGAGAGUACCAGAGCGGACACAUCCGUCCAUCGCCCUCCUCUCCUCACCUCACCCAGCCUCCUCCAUCACCAUCCAGGGUGAAGUACAGCCCGGUCAGCACCCGCUCCCUGCCACCGCUCUCCUGACCAGGCCUCCACCCUGCCUGGCAUCACACGCACAAACAUCCGUCAUAAUCUAAUCUACCCGGCAACAUGUCCAUCGUGGCUCUAACUUUUUUUUAUUAGUAGUUUAGAGAUUAUCCAUCCAUCUAUCAUCCAUCUUUGCACCCUGCCUCCUCACGUUUAUACUCAGAGGAGGAGCACGUCACCUGUUCUCGGUCCAUGGAGCCAGAAAACUAGAACUGGGACAGCUCCGCACACACCACACUUGGAUGCACCAAAGUGCACAUAUACAACACUGCAUAGUUGCUGAAGCCACACAUUCACACCUUUAUGUAAAUAACAACUUCUCAAAGCUCAGGUUACUGCUCACACAAGCACACAAUGAACCACUACAUGUGAAAAUGCUCUCCUAGCAUGGUGCCAACAUCAGCGAAUGCUGAGGAUAUUGUUCAUUAAGGAUCAUAGGGUUUACUACAUUAGCCUUAGUAUUAUCAGUGGUUUAUAUAAAUCUUUUUGCUAUUCAGUGUGUAAGAUUAUUUCAUGUUUUCACAGGCUUUUUGGUAUGUUUUUCAUGUUUUUAAUCCUCAAUAAAUAGAUAAUACAACAAAGCGUGCAGUAUUGUGUUCUAAAGAUGGAGAGAGCUAAGAGGGACAAAGAAGACAAAAAGAGACAGCAAAGAUAAGAGACACA